CAGCUCGUGUUAAAGAUGAACCAGUGUCCGAUAGCUCGUUUAUCGAUGAUAAACAAUCACCGAGUAUUGAAGAAAUAUUGGAAGCCAUGCAGGAAGGAACAGAAGAUAACCCUAUGCGAAGCACUCCGAUUUCAGCUGAUCAAGCAAUUCCCGAGCACGACGAAAACUCGUUCUACAACAUAAAGAGUAAUGCGCGACAAACGCUCUAUAUGCGAACGGGGGAAACGAAAAUAGUGCUCGAACCGAAAUUGGCCAGUCAGGUUACUAACGCCUCCAAUAUGACCUUCGAUCGCGUCAUGCUAAACCGAGCGGAUGUAUGGCACCAAGUGAUGAUACACCAUGAUGGCCAGUGCGAGAAACAAAAGAUCCUGGAUAUGUUGUUCAACACCUUCCCGUUGUACGAUUUGUUUCCGGUGGCUUACCGACGCCACGCGAAUAUCGACUUCUUCCUGGUUCGAAUGUGCCCGCAAGCCAUCGGGAAGCUGUUCGAUGAUGGACUCAAGCUAAAGUUCGGUCAGCUAGAGCUGGCCGUUAGCAUUCGAUUGGGUGCGGCCAAAUUUCAAACUGGUCAAAUCUUUCCCCGUUCAAUGAUAGCGGAGGCGGUCCAGGAGCGUUGUAAAAAUGCGCAGCUGUAUGGGAUGGUGAACGUGCUGAAUCUGGACAAUUUUGCAGCUCAUCCUCAGCUGGAGGAGCUGUGCAUUUCCCUCAGUAAUCGAUCCCAGUUCGAAGUCGUUUGUUCGGCUAUAUCGCAAUGCCUGAGCAGCACAGCUCGUAUCAAUAAUUUGCGACUUGCCAAUAAUAGGAUUUUCCACACCACACCUUUGUCCGCCUUGAAGAAUUCUCAUCUAGUAUGCCUCGAUGUAAGCGAUAAUCGUAUCAAACACCCGAGUGCUCUUCGAACGCUGAGAGAAAUUCCACUGUUGGAGUUGUACGUGAAAGGAAACCCGCUGACGGACGUCCCAGAUUACGAAGAGACACUACGGGAAUUUUUCCCCUCAUUGUUGAAACUGGAUGCCUUAGUGACGGUAUCAACUACAAUACCGGCAGAUGUAAACAGUGACGAUGAGGAAGAGGUCGAAAUGAGCUCCCCGGGGGUCGUGCUGACCGACGCAGAUUUGAAUGCGGCCGCGUUUAAAAAGUACCAGAUGACUCCGCACUGGCAUCUGGUUACGGUGCACCACAACGGAAUCUGUGGCAAACAGGAGAUCUUGGAUGCCCUCUUUCACCAGCUAGGCAAACUAAGCUUUUUUCCCUGCUACUACAAAACGUACUCGAAGAAGGAUGAAUUUCUGGUGCAGAAUUGUUACGAAGCCUUGCUCUAUCUGGUGCAACAACAGCUCAAGCUCCCCGUGCCCUCCGUAAAUGCCGUAUUGAAGCUCAGUGUGGCGAUGAAUGUGGCCGAAGCAGCGGAUAACCAUGUGCGCCCACUUCGAAAGUUGGAUGAUUUCGUGAACAAACGGUUCGAAGAGAACUGCCUCAACCUUUGCUCGAUGCAGGAAGGGCUGAAUGAGUACAAGUACGUGGACUUCAGUGCGAAGAGUCCACGAAUCCUGGGCUACAUAUUGGAAGUUGCUGGCAAAAAGUUCUCCCAUUCCUGCUUUAUUUUACGGCUUCGCAACAACGACCUGCAGAACUGUGACGCGCUUGGAAAUAUUGGUAAACUGACAAGGCUGGUAUCGUUGGAUUUGCGGUUUAAUUCGCUGUCCACAAUAACCGACUUGAACGGAAUACCGCGGAACUUUAUCGAGGAACUGUUUUUGGAUCAUAAUCCCCUCUGUGGCACCAUUUCUUCCGGUGUUGAGUAUACUCGCAAGAUAAGAAGAUACUUCCACAACCUUAAGCGUCUCGAUGGGCGCCCAUUGGUUACCGAUAGGGGUUUCACAUUCCAGCAGAACUACAUCUGCACCAUGGAGGCGCACAAGUUUGCCGAAGCCUUCCUGAAGCAUUACUUUUCGCUGUACGAUUCGUUCCAGCGCCUCGAGCUCCAGGAGCUGUACCAUCCGAAGGCUCAGUUUUCCAUGACGUGCAGCUUCGAUGUGGACGAGUCGGCUCAGUUGAAUUCGCACCAGCAGCGUCAAGUUUCGUACAUCGGCCACAGUCGUAAUCUGCUCGAGUUCAAGGGCCGCCUCGAUCUUUCGUUUGCAGCGCUGAUUGUGGGCAAUGAGCGCAUUGCCUAUGUGCUGACGACAUUCCCUAAGACCGAGUUCGAUUUCUUAUCGUUUCGUAUCGAUGUACCAAUCUUUACGCCAGAACGGGUGCUCAUUAUCGUACACGGGCGGUUGAAGGAAGAGUCUGAGGCGCGACUAGGCGAGAGCUGCUCGCUCGGUUUCACGCGAACAUUCUACAUCCAACCGUGCGGGAUGGGAACGGGGCUUUUCAGCAAGGCCGUGGAAUACAAAAUCUGCAACGAUAUGCUGCAUUUAUGCAACCUAACAUUUGAAGGUCAAAACUUUCUGGACACCCGUGCCGCCGAGGCGAAAGAAACGUCGAGCACAGCGGAACUCACACCAUUGGAAGGUGAUGAUCGUAAUGAUCGCGAAAACGCACUGACUAUUUUCAAGCAGCUGACGCAGUUGAACCAACAAUGGUGUGUCCGCUGCUUGGAAGAAUCUUCCUGGAAUCUCAUGUUGGCGAUGAACAUUUUUCUGAAACUCUACGAAUCUGGACACAUUCCGAAGUUGGCGUUUACGGACUCCGGGUAGAGAAGAGUUACAAAAUACGACCUGCAUCGAAGGGCCUUUAUAAAACGGCCAGGAUGUCAUUUAGCUUCAGAAGGAAUUAAGUAUUGAGCUAAGUAACUUUUCUUUUCUUUAUCUUUGUUAUCCAUUUUUGAAUUUUAAUACUACAAAUGAACUACAUGUGAUCCGGGACAGCUUGGGCUGUUUAUGAAGGAGGAAUAAAGAAAGUAGUCCUCUUGA
Messenger RNA from Anopheles coustani, 2918 nucleotides. It is a transcript of the gene nxf2, whose product is annotated as nuclear RNA export factor 2. The transcript is spliced from 4 exons. Gene Ontology annotation, cellular component: nucleus. Bases 87 to 2702 code for a protein of 871 amino acids. The record is from RefSeq and is a predicted model, not a curated record. Lineage: Eukaryota; Metazoa; Arthropoda; Insecta; Diptera; Culicidae. Gene Ontology annotation, molecular function: RNA binding; protein binding. Gene Ontology annotation, biological process: poly(A)+ mRNA export from nucleus.